GCUAAUUACAAUUGACUUACUUUUAUUUUCAUUUACGCCCCAUACAGUCACAUUCAGGUUUUACAGGAAUCUGGAGUUUAAAGCCUCCUUCAGCCUCAGUGAGCCCUUCAGUCGUCAACAGGCCAGCCCACAAGUCCAGCCACACAGGUCAAUUUGUCAUUAAAUCGUAACAAUGGCGAAGUAUUCAAAGGCUGAUGAUGUGGAGUGGAGCAGUGGACUCUGUGACUGCUUCGAGGACUCAAAAACAUGCUGCUAUGGUUUCUGGUGCUGCCCGUGCCUGGCCUGCACCGUUUCUGGAAGAUUUCAGGAGAACCGCUGCCUCCCGCUGUGUGACAUCCUUGGCCCUGGGGUCGUGGCCGCGUGUGGGAUCCCUUUCUGUGUGCCCCCUGCUGUGUUUGGGCUCAGAGUGGCUAUUCGGCACAGAUACAAAAUAAAGGGCAAUAUAUGCAAGGACAUCUGCACCUCCUGCUUCUGUGUGUGGUGCUCCUGGUGUCAGAUGCAUCGUGAGUUAAGAGCACGUGACAAAACUCCAACUAUGGUGACGGUGACCAACGUGGUGAACAUGCAGCCAGCCCCGAUGAUGAUGAUGGGCCAGGGUCCUGUGAUCCACCAGAACUUUACAGUGGGAUAAUGUGGGGUGGGAUCAGGAGACAGCACUAUAUCACAUUAAAGUAAAGUAUGACCUAUGUUGGACUAUUACAAACUCAUUUAAGAUCGUUAUAUUUAACAUUUAGCUAAACAUUGUAUAAUUCUUUUCCCACUUUGGAAGUUUUUUUACGGCGCCAUGGAAUUAUCAGAGUAUCAGAAGUAUCAGAAACUAAACUUUUGGAUAGAAUUCUCCCCAGUGUGCUGCCAUCCAUAUGUUUUAGAACUCUCCACUUCCUGUAAUUUUCAACAUAUUUUUCAACUGUUUCUCAAAAAGUGCUUCUUAAUUUGUGUAAAACUAUCACUUAUAUUUACAACAGGAAUUAUCCCUCCAAAAACGUAUUUUGGUGAGAUAAUACCUGUUUAAAUGAAACAGAAAAUGCACACCAAAGUUCUUAUAGAGGUGCAAAUACAAGGAGCGGCAAUUAAAAAGUGAAAAAAUGCAUUACACACUGGUUGAUUUUGGACAUCAGCCAUCUGAGUGUGCUAUGCAUUUGUUUCAUUUCAACAGGUAUCAUCCCACCUAAAUAAAUAAAAAUUAGAGAAUCAUCAAAACCUGUCCGAAUGAUGAAAAGUUAGUACUGUUGCCAUAGUGACUAAUAGGCCUGUCAUGAUAACAGAUUUUGAAGCACGAGAAAUACUGUGAUAAACAAUAAUACUGAAAAUACGUUAUGUCACUGAUACAAAGUAAAAUGUUGCUUACAGUUAACAAAAAUAUGAAAUAAAGAAAAUAAAAAAUUGAGAGACCAAAAUCGGAAAAUGAACGAUGAAAUGUAUAUAUUACGAAUUAUGUUCAAAUUUCGUUUUGUCUCGUGGACCCAGUCUCACAUCUCGUCUCGUUUUGUGGAAAUUGUAUUUUGUUCCAUCCCUAAUAAUUAGCCAUAGUACUGUAGUAGUUAUUUUACUCUCUACAGCAGAUAAGCUCAACAAUUCAACAUUAAAUAUUAUAUCUUUUGAAUUGUCAGUCGUCCUCAAAAUAGCACCGUAUAGCAAAAAGCUGAAACAAAUGAAUAUUUUUAAAAUUGAACUGAAGGACAGGUCAGAAUUUUAUAGUAGAAUUUGUCCUUUAAAAAUUUAAAUAUUAUAUUACUGGGCACAUAAAACAAAAAUUAACAUUGAAGUCGAAGUAGUUGUUCAAGUAGAAAUAGUGACUGACAAUAAGAUUGAACUUUCAUUGAUUUUAUGUUUGAGUAUUUUAAAACUUCUACAUUUUUACAUAGGUCCCUGCCCUCUAUCCCUCCUCCUGAAAUUUGAACACUAAAUUAUACAAUGUGAACAUAAUGUAUACUAUGUUUUAAUUGUUGUGUAUGAUGACGAAACAAGUGGGGUCCUUGUGAAUCAUUAAAAGCUAAAAGUUGAUAAUAAAUUGACUUAUGUAAAUUACUAAUCACUGAAUCACUGAAAAUAAAGAAAUAAACCAGAAAGAUUUGAACAGG
Molecule: messenger RNA, 2081 nt
Organism: Boleophthalmus pectinirostris (great blue-spotted mudskipper)
Lineage: Eukaryota; Metazoa; Chordata; Actinopteri; Gobiiformes; Gobiidae
Product: cornifelin homolog B-like
Exons: 4
Coding region: 173-631 (152 amino acids)
Source: RefSeq, a predicted model, not a curated record